Wyeomyia smithii (pitcher-plant mosquito) is the source of this 1203-nucleotide messenger RNA. RefSeq lists its product as uncharacterized. Gene Ontology annotation, cellular component: membrane. Gene Ontology annotation, molecular function: sulfotransferase activity. The record is from RefSeq and is a predicted model, not a curated record. Bases 73 to 1017 code for a protein of 314 amino acids. NCBI's taxonomy places the organism in Eukaryota, Metazoa, Arthropoda, Insecta, Diptera, Culicidae. The transcript is spliced from 4 exons.
AAUCUAUUCACCGCUCGUCAGUGGAAUCGCGAGCGACCUAAAAAUAUAUAAAUAAAUCUAGAAACAGAAGCAAUGAGAGCAGCGACAAGUAGGCUUUGUACUCGAAUUGCCACUGGCAACCUAAAAUGUCACCCAGUACUAGCUUCCGUGCUGCUGUUGGUGCUGAUUUCGGUACUUCUGCUACUGCCGCCGCCGCCAGCUCGUGUUAAUCCCCAGGUUCAACUCCACCCGCCGCCACCCUUUCUGAAGCUUGAGGACACAAAACGGGCGAACUAUCUGUGGUACAUUAGACGGGUCUGUCAGGUGCAGUACGAGGACCGGCGGAAGAAACUCACAGCACCUGCCGAGCAGCUUAAGGAUAACUUCGUUACUGUCCAACAUGGGUCGGGGCAGACUCUAAACUGGUGCAAAACUUUCGACCGGAGCGCAUCCUUCGCAGGCUUGGACCAAUCGCUGCGAGCGUUCCACGAAGCUACAAAGGGAAGCAAACCGACGGUUGCGAAGCCCCGCAUCAUGCUGGUGGAACAUCCUCUGCUCCGGUUGGCUCGCUUCUACCGGGACGCUCUGCGAGCAGUGACACCGGACAGUCCAUUUUUCGUGCUCGGUUCCGAAAUUCAAUCCAGAUCGGGGGGUGUAGGGCUACCACCCAGCUUCCAGCAGUUUCUAGAGUUCGCACUAAACGACAAAAAUCGCUGGAAUCCGUACGCCUCCUACUGGCUGCCGUACAUGACGGUUUGCGAACCAUGUCUGCUGCAGUACGAUGCGGUUCUCGAACUGGAUCCGGAAUGGAUUGAGGACAAUGAAAAAGGGAAGCAGCGUUCCCAGCAGCAGCAGCAGCAGCAGCAGGAGAAGACUGAACUGCGGGCGAUGUAUCGAAACGUGGGGGAAAAGCUGAUGGAGCGUCUGCUAGACUUCUAUCGGGACGAUCUGACCAUUUUGGCUUACAAAGCGGACCAAUUCUACCAGGAGGUGUACCAAAAUUUCGCCUCUGAAAUUGUGCAGGUUAGACCCUUUUAACAAACUUACCUGUUAAAACUGGUGGGGGGUCCGCCGAUGGUUACUGCAAAAAAGAAAUGGACAGAAAGUAAAUAAAAAACCAGUUUUUGUUCAAUUUUUCUAACUACUUCUCAGUAGUGCUUUGCAUCAGCGCAAUAAUUCUAUAAUUAACACGAAGCUAGAGAUAUUUACAUUAAAUAGGUUUAG